ACCAGGCUCUGAUAAUUUCAAUUUUUUUUUCUCUUUCCAAUUUUCCGAAAACUCAACGCUAUCACUCUCUUCAUCGUUUUGCAUCAUCGCUUCGGCCACUUCUUCGUUUUCUCUCUCUCUUUUUUUUUUUUUGUUGUUAAAAUUCCUCACACAAAAUUCAAAUCCAAAACAUUACCGUGUAAUUCCCCAAUUUAUAAACCCUAAAAUCGGAAUCAGGAUUUUUCAGAAGGCAAAAUGAGAAGGAGACCUGGAAUUGGAGGAUUACAAACAGCUGCUGCUGCAAGGGAUCAAUAUAGGUUGCUUGGUGAGAAUGUAGCAAAGAUCAGAACUGAUAUGAUGAAGGAACAGCUUUCCACUUUUCGUUCUCAGCUUGAAGAUUUUGCUCGCAAGCAUAAGAAUGACAUCCGCAAGAACCCUGCAUUCAGAUCACAGUUUCAUGAGAUGUGUGCUAAGGUUGGAGUAGAUCCCUUGGCCUCAAAUAAGGGAUUUUGGGCCGAGCUGUUGGGAAUUGGUGAUUUCUAUUAUGAACUUGGAGUUCAAAUAGUGGACAUUUGCUUGGCUACUAGACCCCUCAAUGGUGGAUUAAUCAACCUGCAGGAACUGUGUAAUCUCCUUCGCCAGAGACGAAAAAGUGACAGAGGAGUGGUUUCUGAGGAUGAUUGCCUGCGCGCUAUCAGUAAACUGAAGGUUCUAGGUAGCGGGUUUGAAGUUAUUUCUGUUGGAAAGAAAAAACUUGUUCGUUCGGUUCCAACUGAGCUGAACAAAGACCAUAACGAAAUUCUAGAACUUGCCCAGGGUCAAGGGUUUGUGACUGUCGAUCAAGUAGAAAAACGGCUAUCUUGGACUUCGGGUCGUGCCAUUGAUGCACUUGAUACAUUACUUGAUGACGGGCUUGCAAUGAUUGAUGAUGGCCACAAAGAUGGAAAACGGCGAUACUGGUUUCCGUGUGUAUCACCAAUUUCGUCUUUGACAGGAACUGAUACCUUGUAAAUUUGUUAGAAAAGUAUCUGAGGUCAAAUUUUUCAAGAACAUUGUUAAACUGUUGUAAGUUUGCUAAUUGUUUAUUCCUCCUGGAUUUUAUGUGAUGUACUCCUUGAAUAUUAUGUGAUGUACUCCUUGAAUAUGAGUAUAAGUCUUUUUUUUUUUAAAA
This is a messenger RNA of Vicia villosa (hairy vetch), 1150 nucleotides long. RefSeq names its product vacuolar protein sorting-associated protein 22 homolog 1. Gene Ontology annotation, cellular component: ESCRT II complex. NCBI's taxonomy places the organism in Eukaryota, Viridiplantae, Streptophyta, Magnoliopsida, Fabales, Fabaceae. Bases 235 to 990 code for a protein of 251 amino acids. Gene Ontology annotation, biological process: protein transport to vacuole involved in ubiquitin-dependent protein catabolic process via the multivesicular body sorting pathway. The record is from RefSeq and is a predicted model, not a curated record. The transcript has 6 exons.